This is a messenger RNA of Chelonia mydas (Green sea turtle), 5273 nucleotides long. It is a transcript of the gene DTHD1, whose product is annotated as death domain containing 1. Lineage: Eukaryota; Metazoa; Chordata; Testudines; Cheloniidae. Bases 440 to 3388 code for a protein of 982 amino acids. The record is from RefSeq and is a predicted model, not a curated record. Gene Ontology annotation, biological process: signal transduction. The transcript has 10 exons. Gene Ontology annotation, molecular function: protein binding.
CACUGCAAAAAUCACAAACAGAAAUUUAUGGUCUGACUUUCAGAGGGGUUGAGCAUUUUUAUUGAACUAUUUUUUAUUUAUUUUACUGAACUAGUUUUAUUGAAGUGCAGGUGCUCAGAUCCCUUGAAAAUCACAGCAUUGCUGUAUACUCCAGUAAUGUAAUCUUGCCACAUUUAUGUUCUGAAAUCAGUUUGGUACACACCGACAUCUCUUUGUACAGUAGUCCUUUUAGUUCCUGGAAAGCCACUCCUUUUUGUCACCUAGUAACUUUUUAAUAGUCAACAUCAAGCUCAGAGUUUCAGAGCUAGGUACUUGAUUUUUCAGUAGGACUACGAUGCAACAUUUUUCUUAUGCCCUAAUUAAGUUACAAACUGAAGCUACAAUAUUUUGGAAGUGUUCUGAAUGUGAGAAGUUACAAUAAUAUUUUCUAUAUUUAAAAAUGGAAGUAGCUGAAUGUAAGAUAACACCUGGUACAGAUAAACCAAGUCAAGUACUGGAACAGAUUUGGCAUCUAAAUCUAAUGACAAGAGAAACACUUCUAAAGGGUGACCUUCAAGAUAAUGAAGAUACAGCGGAGUAUAUGCCUAGAUUGAUCUUUCUCAUGCAAGAACUCAGCAGUUCCCUCAGCCAACAGCUACAACACAAUACAGAGAUCCUACAAGACACCUGCCAGCUAUUGAAUACUCUUCAAAACAAACACAAGCAAUUGGUUUCAAGUCAAGAGAUCAUCACUCUUGUGGGUUGUCUUCAGAAAAUAAAUGAACUCUUUCUGGAUACAGUUACACAUCUUCAAGAGGCAAAAAACAAAUUUUAUGAUAUUAGAUGCAGACAUGAUGAUAAAUCUCAAUCCCAGAUUGUUCAAGAUGUUUCCAAUGAAAUAGUUGUGUGUGAAAGAGAAAAGACACAUUCUGGGAAAGUAUCUGCUGGUGUAAGUCAACGACUCCAGGUAACUUCUCCCAUGAAUGAAAGGAAAAGUCCGAACAUUCACCAAGUCCAGUCAAGUGAAAACAAAACAGUGGAAAAAGAAACUGCUAUAUCAUUAAGUGAAAAAAAUCCUGAUCAAGAACAGGCAGUAAGCAGAGACCUCCCAAAGCUAAUGGAAAACGAAGAUCACAAGCUCCUACAGAGUUCACAUACAGAGCAAAAAGAUUGCAACAGAAAGGAGGAAAGUCAUGGAGCAAGGCCUUAUAAUAAGAAAUGCCCAAACAGAGCUUUUCAAGAAGUUCCCGGGAGCAAUGGAGAUGAUAUAAUUGUAUCUGGAAAGUCCGAAGAUAUCUGUGAUAGAUCUGUAAUCAAUCUUUCUGAUCAAGAACAGGCAGUAAGUGAAGAACCCCCAACUCAGAUGGAAUAUGAAGAUCACAAACCAACAGAGAAUUCAUGUGAAGAAGAAAAAGAUGACGAGAAAAAGGAGGAAAUUUAUGAGAUUAAUGGGAACAACAGAAACAAUGCAAUUGAGUCUGCAAGGUCGGAGAAUAUAUGCAAUACACCUGCUAUGAAUCUUUCAACAAAUGAUUCAGAAGAAGUGGAAAGAUCAAGUCCCUGGAUGAACAAAGAAUUUCUAGCAGAAGUGAGUGGUAAUAUUGAACCUGAAGUUGCCUGUUAUAUUACAGCACCUUCCAUCACUCUCGAAAAUUUAGUAUGCAGGAUCAUCAAUGACAUGAGUUCCUUGGUGGUGGAAGAUUCUGAGGAGCUGGUCAGCAAUGUCAUCAGUGUUGCGUGCUUAGACCAGGGGAAACUAAUCCCCUUUCCUAUCAACAUUGCAAUCCCAUUCACUGCACGCUACAGAGGAAAUUAUCGAGACAUCAUGGUGAAGGUGACCAAUAUGAACUUUCAAUCAAGUUACUUAACUCCCAUUUCCUUUGAUGGGUACCAGGGAAACCAGAAGGGGACCUUUGCAGAGGUGAAAAUUUGCCAGCUUGGUAUUUUUUCUGUGGUUUCAUGCUUAAAAAAAGAAACAUUCACCAUUCCAAAGAAAGGGCUCUCACAAAAGCUAAGCAUGGAUUCUAGAAUCUCUUUCUACUACCCUCCAGAAACGUUCAGUUCUCCAGUGACCAUGCAGUUAAAGGUCCAGCCAAUUGAGCCAUCACUGGUUUCCAUAUUAAAGGCAAAAUAUGACAUGUACCAUGCAGUAGUGUCUACUAGCCCACUGGUUCAUAUCCAGCAUCCUUCAUCCCAGCCAUUUAACAAGUCAGUCAGUGUUAUUCUACCCUGUCCUCCAAAUCCAGAAAAAAAGAGAUCGGGAGAUGCAACAGAAAAUGGAAGAGCAUCUAGUGCCACUGUAACCAGGGUUACAACUGCAUAUCAUCUUCGAGCAAUGAGUGCCUCUGUGAGAAAACAUGGAGAGAAUCUUGGUGAAUCCUUGAAAGUAUUGGGUUACAGAAGCAAAGAAGAGGAGUGGGUUGUGCUUGAUGAUGUUAUUGUGCGGAAUGCACGAAACGGACUUGUAACAUUUGAAGUAGAUGAGUAUUUAGAAAGCUUUAUUGUCAUUCGCCUCUCAUUUGCCAUGGACAAUACGCAUCUAGUUCUGUUUAUGCAGGCUCUGGAGGAAGCCAUUCGCAGCACCAUGGCUAAUGUCAUACUAUAUCGGAAAAAAGAAAACCCUCAUAAAAUAGUUGUUUUACUGGUUCUGUCCAAAGAACUGAACUGGGAGCUGCAAAACCUGCGUGAGGAGGGAUACUUUGGUCCUCCAGAACCAACGCAACAGUUUCAACUGAAAGAAGGAGAGCAGAUUCAUUUUAGAUUUAGUGGCAACAUAUUUGCCUCAGAUGAUGGGAAGAAUUUUGGAAAAGCCUACAGGCUUACUUUUCAUUCACAAAGAAAGCCCAGACUGGAGCUCCAACUCAAAGAAGUGGAUGAAUUUGGUAACUACAGCUCACCUCAUUACAAGGGAACUGCAGUAUUUUACAAAAUGAGCAGAGAAACAAUAGCCAAGAACUGGGAUCAACCCCUUCUGCCUGAUGACUAUCAGGACCAGUCACCUUUAUGCAAGUUAGCACUAACCUUACCAAAGCAUGAAAAAUUAAUCAACCGGCCACAAAGCACAAAAAGAAUUUCUACUGAUUCAUCAGAGGCCCUGUGGGAUAACUUGCUGUACUGGCUUGCAGAGGAGCUCUCAGAAGAUAAUGCAUCAUUGCUCUCUCUGCACCUGCCUAUCCGUCGGAGCACUCUUCAGCUUGUUAGACUGAAGUGCCCUGAUAAUCUAACACAUCAGAUCUAUGAGCUUCUUUGCUUCUGGAAAAAGAAUCUUCCAAGAUCAGCUGAUAAACAGCGACUCCUAUCUCGUUAUCUUCGUAAGAGUGGCAGAAGUGAUCUUUCGGAAGAGCUCAGGUUCAAGUGGGAGAAUAAAGCAUUCACUUGGCAAAAACACUGGUUUGAGAUGGACAACUGAAAGACGGAUUUCUAGAUGUUUUCACCUUAGGAAACUUGUAUAACUUUGUUCCGGAUAUCCAGUUAUUGGAGCUCAUGUUAUUAGACAAUCCCGAAGUAGCUAUCACAUGUAAGAAAACUACAGCUUUACAAUAGGAGUAAGAGAAACAAUUUAUUAAUUCUUCAGGUUGAAUCUGUCAACCACCACUUUUUUUAAGCAAUUUAGAAACAGCAAAAGAAUUACUUUGGUCCAUUCAGUGAGACAUAAGUGCAAAAAUAUGCACUCUUUUUUUUUUUUCUUAAAAAGAAAAAAGCCCACUAAGACCAGAUUACAUUUAAGUGGUGCCAAUCAUUUUGUCAAUAGCAAUUGAAUCUAGCUAUCUUGUAUUUUGGUCACUUACUGUGCUAACACAUUAGUCGUCCAUUAAAAGCAAUUAUUUUGAGUACUUUCUCUCUAUAGUUACUUAUUCUGCAGCAACUCUAGAUCUAGAUAUCGUAAAAAUACAUAGCUGAAACUAGCAUAAUGGAGUGGUCCAUGAUGAGGGUUCCUAGGUGCUACCGUAAUACAAAUAUAAAUCGUAAUCACAAUCAUGAAACUAUUGUGAGAGAACUUUAACUUUACUUCCAAAUUACAAGCAUUCUGUGCUACCACCUACAUUCUACCACAAGAUGGCCUCUGUGUCUAGCAUAAAGCUUAUUCAACUAAGCUUCAGUUGCAGAAAAAUACAGUAAUAAAGGAUAACAUGCAAUUUCUCUGUAAGAACUUUGAUUCUCCAGUGCUCUGCACCUUGUGCAGUCAUUUACAUCUAUGCAAAGAAGUGAUAAGGUUGGUUUCAAUUUGCUGCUCCUCCACAGGUUCCCUCUGUAAUCUAUCAUAGGUACUUACAUGUGCAUCAUUGCCUUAGUAUCUGAGUUCCUCACAGUGUAUUUAUACUCACAACACCCCUGUUAUCUAUGGAAGUACUAUUAUCCCCAUUUUAAGGCUGGAGAACUGAGACACAGAGUUUAACUGUCUUGCCCAAGGUCACACAGAAAGUCUGAAGUGGAGCACAUAUUUGAAAUGGAGUCUCCCAAAUCCUAGGCUAGGGCCCUAAUUCCUGGCCACCUUUCUCGUCCUUGACCUUAGACAAGUCACGUAGCUCUCCUGCUGUAAAAAAGUGGUAAUUAUUUAAGUGGGGUGUUAUGAGAAUAACUACAUCCUCAGAUGCUCAGACAGUACAGCAAUGGGCAUCAUAUCAGAACUGAGGAUAGAUGGAUAGAAAGUUGAUGUAAAAAAAUGCUGUGGUUCUGGUUUGUGUGCACUUCACAAGUAUGACUAGUGAAGGUGCAAAGCAAUGGUGAGUCAGGCCCAUUAAAAACUUGGUUUAUACAACGUAAUUAAACUAUACAUUACAUAAACCAUCUGCACAUUGCAAUCAAUUGGGAAAUUUACCAAUGAUAAAUUCACAAUGUGUCAUUUCUAACCUAAAUUGCGUUUAUGGAUAAAAUUCUGACUUUUGGACUUAGAGUAGAUCUUCAAACCAUUUAUAAACAAGAUAAUGCUAUGCAAGUUUUUAGGGCUUCUCUAACAUUUUGAUAAUAAUGCUUAACUUGCUUUUUUAAUCCCUUUCAGAUCUAUGAAUGAAAAGCCACUCGCAGUGCUAGCUAUAGUUAUUUUAACUUCUACUGUAAAAAAAAAAUCCACUUUAGACAACAAUGCAAUAGGUGCACUAGCCUAUCAAAAAUUUCGAAUAUGGUGAAGCUUACCUCAACUUUUAUUCUGUGUAUUGCAUAAAGCCAAACAUUUUAUGUUGUUUUAAAACUUACUGUAAUGUUGGAUGGGUUUACUUUUAAUUUUAUUUCCACGGCAAAGAAAGAAGUCUCAAUAAUUAGAACCAAUAAAUGUUGCUUUUGCAGUGUCAUCUCUG